This is a messenger RNA of Vanrija pseudolonga, 525 nucleotides long. RefSeq lists its product as uncharacterized. The transcript has 2 exons. The record is from RefSeq and is a predicted model, not a curated record. The coding region runs from base 1 to 525 and encodes 174 amino acids. Lineage: Eukaryota; Fungi; Basidiomycota; Tremellomycetes; Trichosporonales; Trichosporonaceae.
AUGGCCCGCACCGGCUUGAGGAGCAGCAAGAAGAAGCAGAACAAGGUCGAGGCUGUCGCCCCCAAGGCUGCUGCUGUGAAGGCCGCCUGCAUCAAGGCCCGUGCCCGCAUGAAGAGCAACAAGAAGAAUCCCAAGGCUAAGGUUUCCGCCCCAGUCGCCCUCCCACGCCUGCUCGGCUCGCACGAGCUCUCCCCGAUCGACCUGAGCCACCUGGACGACUCGGACACCGAGUCGGCCAGUGGCGGUUCUGACAACAAGGAAGAGGUCAACGGCCACGAGGAGGUCGAGCCUGCCCCGCUCCGCCGCUGCACGCGUUCAUCCACCGCCAACCAGUGCACCACAGUCGGCGAGCCAGCCCCGCUCCGUCGCCGCACGUGCUCGUUGGCUGUCCACUGGCGCAUCCCCGUCGCGGAGACCGCCCCUGCCGACGAGCCCACCCUUGCCCAGCCGCCCGCUCCUGCUGUCAACGAGCCGGUCAUCGUCCGGUCGGCGCAGAGGGAUCGCAAAGUUAGCAGGGGCAAGUAG